CAUGCCAAACAAACAGGAAGUAGUGUUUUGCCGGCCGGAUGUUUUGUUCUGUCGUGGAUUGAAGGCAGAUUAACACCGAAGACCCGUUGAAGCAAUGUCGUUCUGUUCUUUCUUCGGUGGAGAGGUCUUUAAAGACCACUUUAAACCAGGGAUCUAUGUGUGCUCCAAGUGUGAACAUCAACUGUUCUCCAGCCGCUCCAAGUACGAGCACUCGUCCCCAUGGCCAGCUUUUACCGAGACCAUCCACGAUGACAGCAUUUCCAAACACGAGGAAAGACCAGGCGCAUACAAGGUGCGCUGCGGGAAAUGUGGAAACGGACUGGGUCACGAAUUUGUAAAUGACGGGCCAUCCAAAGGGCUGUCCCGCUUCUGAAUAUUCAGCAGUUCACUGAAGUUCAUCCCCAAAGAUAAGGUGGAUGGACAGUAAGUGAGCUGUCAUUAAGGAAUGCGGCAGGUCUGGAAGUUUCCCUGUGCCGCUGAAGGUGUGGACAGCGAAUGAAGUGUUCUGGGACAAAGCCCGGUCCGGGAGCACCAGAGCUCUGAUGAAUCCUGACUUCACUGGACAGCAAGGAUUACAGGACUUCUAUCUGUUUUUUGCACUUGUUUGCUAUGCAAUCACAAAUGAUGUAGCAACUAGUUUUGUCUCAUUAAGCAAACCUCUGCUUCUGGUAAAGAUAACCUUUUAGGAUUUUGAGAGCUCGUUCUGAGUGACAGAUCCCUUAUUUGACCAUAUUAUCUGUAUGUGGCUGCCUGAAUAUAAAAACAUAUCCAGCAGGACUGAAAUGUGAAAAGUUUGAUGAUCCAUUUUUUUUCACUGAAUGAUGCUCAAAAAUAAACAUAUUUUAAAAUACA
This is a messenger RNA of Oryzias latipes (Japanese medaka), 852 nucleotides long. Its product is annotated as methionine-R-sulfoxide reductase B1-A. The record is from RefSeq and is a predicted model, not a curated record. NCBI's taxonomy places the organism in Eukaryota, Metazoa, Chordata, Actinopteri, Beloniformes, Adrianichthyidae. Gene Ontology annotation, biological process: protein repair. Gene Ontology annotation, cellular component: nucleus. Gene Ontology annotation, molecular function: peptide-methionine (R)-S-oxide reductase activity.